This is a messenger RNA of Cyprinodon variegatus (sheepshead minnow), 2032 nucleotides long. RefSeq names its product insulin-like growth factor-binding protein 1 (gene igfbp1a). Gene Ontology annotation, cellular component: extracellular region. The transcript has 4 exons. Gene Ontology annotation, biological process: regulation of insulin-like growth factor receptor signaling pathway. Lineage: Eukaryota; Metazoa; Chordata; Actinopteri; Cyprinodontiformes; Cyprinodontidae. Gene Ontology annotation, molecular function: insulin-like growth factor II binding; insulin-like growth factor I binding. The record is from RefSeq and is a predicted model, not a curated record. The coding region runs from base 244 to 1014 and encodes 256 amino acids.
GACACGGCCUGGCCAAUCAGAGCCCAUCGUAUCAUUACACCUUCUUUUCAGAAAUCAUUCAUAACGCCGAUGCGUCAAACACUCACAGAGCGACUGGCUAUAAAUACGGCUGCGCGCAACGCACAGUUAGACAUCUUCCCAAAAUCAACCGAAAGGCACAGAGCAGCAACCGUAGGCGCCUUUUUAUCUGUAAAUCCUCUCUGAACUGCUCUGCAUUUCACAAUCCAAUUUAUUACUCAGAUCAUGUUUUCUAUGCGUGGAUUGAGACACGUCGCGGUGGCAGCAGCCUUCUGCUCGCUGCUCGUCACGGUGGCGCUUGGGUCCCCGGUGGUGGGGUCAGAACCGAUCCGAUGCGCCCCAUGCACCCCUGAACGGCUGAGCCAGUGUCCGGCGGUUGCACCCGGCUGUGCCGAGGUUAUGCGGGAGCCAGGCUGCGGAUGCUGCCUUGCCUGCGCCUUAAAGGCGGGCGAUCUGUGCGGAAUAUACACAGCCCCGUGCGGCUCCGGACUGAAAUGCACACCGAGACCCGGCGACCCCCGGCCGCUGCAUUCCCUCACCCGUGGACAAGCCGUGUGCACAGAGAGCGCUUCACCGGCGCCCACUCAGGAGCCACAGAUCCAAGAUCCGCAAGAGCCUGACGCGGAGAUGGACAACUCAGCCAUCAUUAGUUCCAGCUAUCUUCCUGGUCUCCCCUUUGACCCGCGGGCUGUGACCGAGGCUCAGGAGAGUAUGAAAGCCAAAAUCAACGCCUUUCGCAAGAAACUUGUUGAGCAGGGUCCUUGUCAUCAGGAACUGCUGACUGCUUUGGACAAGAUUGCCAAAUCUCAAGAGAAACUAGGAGAGAAAAUCACCAGAUUCUACCUCCCUAACUGUGACAAACGUGGCCUUUACAAACCCAAGCAGUGUGAAUCCUCUCUAGAUGGACAGAGGGGUCGAUGUUGGUGUGUGAACACCUGGAACGGCAAGAAGCUUUUAGGUUCUACUAACCUACCCGAAGAUGCCGAAUGUCCUUAAAGAGAUUGGGGCUUAAGGCUGAUCUCACACAGAGAAAAGAAAAGAAGAAACAAAGAAGCAAGCCACUAUUUUUUUUUUCUUUUUUUUUUUUCGGUAGCUGUUUAUUUAUUGACCUUGUCCAUGGUGGUGUUUAAAUCAGGUACACUGUCAUUACGGGACUAUAGGUCCCAACCACCCUGACACCCCCUACCCCUGCCCCCCUCCUUUACAAACUCCCGUCCCAAAGACACAAAGAUAUCUAUUUUUGUUUUUCUGUAAGAGAAUUUAAUGUUGAUACAUUUACAUUCUGGACUAUAGCCUUAUUUAUUGUAUUGAUUUUUUUUAUUUUUCCAUAUUUGUAAUUAUUCAUGAGUAUUUAUAUCUUUUGCCUUAUUGUUAUUAUAUUAUUAUUAUUUUUAUGUGUGUAUAAAGUGUAUAUAUGUAUCUUGGCCUCCACAGCUCCACAGCUGAGUUGAGCUCGCUCUACCCUUAAGGAGCUGUCUGGAGGUUGGGUUUGAGAAAAACCAAGCAAGAACUAAAGCACUGAGUGACCAAAUCUCGUUUAGAAGUUUUUCUAAAUGGUCUUAUUCUUGUUCACCUUACUGCCAUUUUUAUUCUCUUUUAUUUUUAUAUUUUUAUUUUAUUUCCUGAUAUGAUACAUCAUUUUCAGUACGUCAAUGCAAAAGCUCUCUGUUGGGAAUCCUCUACACUCUCAGAAAUCAUUUCCCAUGAUUCCAUGGGGCCUCAGUUAGCGUGUUAGGUGGCAAUUUUCCUGCGCUGCCUCUCAGACGGGUAUCUCUACAUUAACCUACCUCCAAUAUUUAUGUGUCUGCUGUCAUUUUUGUUUUAAUGUGUCUGUCCUCUUUGACCACAUGACCACAAAGAAAGAGCUGCUUGUUCUGGCUCUGUAUACAUGCUGCUGUUGGAGAGAGAGAACUGUAUUGUAUGUGGAGCUAUUCCAAAGUGACUAACUCUGUAUGUAUACUUUUGUUACUGAGAUGUAAUGUGUAAGAAAAAAGUGAUAUAUUUAAUAAAAACA